This is a messenger RNA of Oncorhynchus mykiss (rainbow trout), 1924 nucleotides long. It is a transcript of the gene optc, whose product is annotated as opticin. Gene Ontology annotation, cellular component: extracellular matrix. Gene Ontology annotation, molecular function: protein binding. The record is from RefSeq and is a predicted model, not a curated record. Gene Ontology annotation, biological process: bone development; articular cartilage development. Lineage: Eukaryota; Metazoa; Chordata; Actinopteri; Salmoniformes; Salmonidae.
CUAAUCCAGCCAAACACACACGUACGCGCUCACACACGCACGCAUGCAUGCACCACACACAAUUUCUCUAUUAGAACUCGAGUCUGACAGAACUAUCAUGAGGAAUACCUGGAAUAUUCUCAAGUAAUCAAUGUGACAGCCAACUGAACAACAGGGGUCCAUCCCUCCACUGGCUAACCCUGCUAGACCAGCACUCUAAAGGAGAAGACAAUAUAGGAGAGAGGAGGAGAGGGUAUUAUUUAACACUGCUGGACCAGCACUAAAGGAGAUAACAGGAGAAGAGAGAGGAUAAAAAGGGGAUUAGUUAACUCCUGACACUGGUGUGUAGCCUGAGAAUGGCCCUGCUGUGUGUGGUUGUGGCUUUUGCCCUGACUCUGCUAGGCCCCUGCCCCAGUGUGUGUGCCCCUCAGGGGGGGGCAGAGCCAGACGAACAGCCCUAUGACCUGGAUGACUUUGAUAUGAAUGGAGAGACAGACUGGGAAAACUUGGACCUCAAUGGAGAAAACUAUGACUAUGAAGACCUAGACCAAGAGAUCGAGGUGGGGACGGUGGCCCCCCCUGCUCCUGAGACCCCUCCUCCAGCCAACAUGACCCCUCCCCCAGCCAACAUGCCCCCUCCUGAGUAUGAGGAGGAGAUGACCCUGUCCCCCAGGCCGACCCCUCCCCUGGCUCCAGUAACUCUGGACUUCAAAGGACCAGGCCUGUUUGGACCCGACACUGGCCUGGGUAUGCCUACAUGUUUGCUGUGUGUGUGCAUCAGUGGAAGUGUGUAUUGUGAUGAUGCUAACCUGGAGCAGAUUCCUCCACUGCCUAAAGAUACCACACACUUCUAUGGACGCUUCAACAGUAUCAGACACGUCAAGAACACUGACUUCAUCAACCUCAACAAGCUGAAGAGCAUCGACUUAACAGGGAACCAGAUCUCUGGUGUGGAUGAAGAUGCGUUCCGACCCCUAUCACAGCUCCAGGACAUCCUAUUGGCUGAUAACAACCUGCAGGCGUUGCCAGAACUCCCACCCACCCUCAGAUACAUUGAUGUGCGCAACAACAGACUGAUCAGCAAUGGACUACAUACAGAUGGGUUUAAGGAGAUGAGCCUGCUCGAGUUCCUGUAUCUGUCUGAUAACAAGCUGGACUACAUCCCUGUCCCACUACCUGAGAGCCUCCGAGUACUACACCUGCAGAACAACAACAUCCAGAAUCUUCAUGUGGACACAUUCUGUAACAGCCACGACCGUAACUACAUACGUCGCUCCCUGGAGGACAUCAGGCUGGAUGGAAACCCUGUCAACAUCAACCUGUUUGCCUCGUCCUACAUCUGCCUGCCUCGCCUGCCUAUCGGGAGUCACUGAGGGGAGCAUUGAGGGGGCCAGGGAGGGGCUCUGCAGAGAGGGAGGCAGGGAUGGGUCUACAAAGGCGGUGGUAGGGAGGGUGAGGGAGGAAAAGGAAAGAGAAAAUGUUCAUUUUUAAAAAGCAAAUCAAAGACAGAGAUGAGCGUGAGGGGUGGGGAAAGGAAGGAUGGAAAGGGGGAGUUGUUAAUUAAUUAAUUCUAUUCUGGUUCGCUAUCUCUUUAAUAUUAGCUGCUAACUCAAUCCUGAGACACCUGUGAUGUCACGCCAGUAAGAGACUGAAUGAUUGAUUGGCAGAUGGCCAGAAAAAUGAGGGGCUGUUUGCUUGCAUCUGACAGAUAUCAAUCACGCUGAAAUCCAACCUGGGCAGAGGAAAACAGCUGCCACUGCAUCGACUGUCUGUAUGUCUGCCUGUCUGACUGCUACUUUUGACCAACUGAAACAUGUGUGUCACCUCACAAUGAGAUCGUCAUUCUUUAUUAUAGGUUGACCAUAAUAAAAACAACUGUGAUUCACUUAGUUUGGUUGUUAAUCGACAAUGUAAAUUCAUCAAUUAAAGUAUAAACACUGCUCCA